AAUGAAGCGUCAUACCGCUAUAUAUUGUCCGACAAAUGUGUGUGUAGCACAAACUCCUGAGGGUGACUGAGAUUUACAGCUCUUGCAGCAAUGAAUGGUUUUCUGUGCCUGUUGGCUGCAGGGCUGUACCUGUGCUUGCAAUGGCAGGUGAAUGCUGAAUCGCAUUUGAGCAGGGCUGAUAUUGAGAGAGCUGUAAUCGAAGCCAAGGCCAAUGUUGACUCAGCCUACGAAUACUCCAGAAAAGUGAGCAUUGAACGGGUGAGGCGGAAUGCAGUGAGUCCCGCAGACAUCCUGCGUGUGUUGAAGCAGCCUGUUGGGAUGACACGAAAUGCAGUGCGUGCGGCAGACUACAUGCAUUAUGCCGUGCAACUGAUCCAGCAGUCUUUGCACAGACGUCAAAAACGCUCCAUCAAUGCCACAGAUUUGAUCUCUGAUGAGCAUCUGGCAGUCAUCGCUACUCUGACAGGUUGCUCCCCCAAGCAUCGGCCCCCUUCUUGCAGGGCGAGUUUUGAAUCUCCGUAUCGCACAGCAAGCAGUGCCUGCAACAACCAGGAAAACCCCCUCUUAGGCACCUCCAACACACCUUUCACCCGCUGGCUCCCUGCUGAGUACGAGGAUGGCACUUAUGAACCAAGAGGCUGGGAUAAUAAGACUGUCAACAAUCACUAUCUGCCAUGGGUGAUAGAGUUGUCCAACCAAAUUCUGCGAACAUCGAACAAUGAAGUGGAAAGCGAUCCACUCUACACCCAUCUGGUGACCAUCUUUGGCCAGUGGACUGACCACGACUUGACCUUCACUCCUCACUCUCCUGUUAUCCGCUCAUUCAAUAACGGGGUUGACUGUGACAAGAGCUGUGAGCGCACAGAGCCCUGCUUUCCCAUUAAGUUUCCCAGCAAGGACCCCCGUUUUGGCAAAGACUCAGAGUGCAUGCCUUUCUUCCGCUCAGCGGCAGGUUGUGGCUCCGGCCAAACCGGCCAGGUCUUUGGUGCCGACACCACCCGUCAGCAGAUGAACGCCCUUACAGCUUUCAUUGAUGUAGGCCAGGUGUAUGGUUCAGAAAAAAACAAAGCUCAACUUCUUCGGGAUCUCAGUUCAGAUGAUGGCCUGAUGAGGGUCAACGAAAUGUACACUGACAACAGCCGUGAGCUCCUGCCCUUCGCUAACAUGGUUUCCAAAAUUUGUGCUAGCCGAGCUCGCAUUACUAAUGAUGUUAAUGCAGAGGAGGUGCCCUGCUUUCAGGCUGGUGACGAGCGUGUCGAUGAGAACAUUGCGUUGACCAGUUUACACACUCUGUUUUUGCGUGAGCACAAUCGGCUGGCCCGUGCUCUGGCAAAGCUAAAUCCUCACUGGGACGGAGAGAGGCUCUACCAAGAGGCGCGCAAAAUCAUGGGAGGAUAUUUCCAGGUUAUCACUUACAGAGACUACUUGGCUCACAUUGUUGGUCCAGACAUGAUUGCCAAGCAGCUGUCCACCUACCCUGGUUAUGAUGAAAGUGUUGAUCCCAGCAUCUCUAAUGUGUUCGCUACUGCUGCCUACCGAUUCGCUCACCUGAUGGUUCAGCCUGUCAUGUUUCGUUUGAAUGAGGAAUACAAUGAACACCCCCAAUACCCAAGCCCUAUGCUUCACAAAGCCUUCUUCACACCGUGGAGGAUCAUCUUUGAAGGUGGUUUGGACCCAAUCCUCAGGGGCCUUGUGGGUCGUAAGGCCAAGCUGAACACGCAGGAGCACAUGAUGCCUGAAGAGCUAAGGGAAAAACUGUUCAAAUUCUCCAACAAGUUGGCUUUGGAUCUGGGUGCCCUUAACAUACAGAGAGGCAGAGACCAUGGAAUCCCUGGCUACAACAAAUGGCGCAAGUUCUGUGGGCUUUCAGAGCCACGUAACAUGAAACAGCUGGCUGAAGUGUUAAACAACACGGCUCUGGCCACCAAACUUAUGGAUCUCUAUGGAACCCCUGACAACAUCGAUGUGUGGCUUGGAGGAGUGGCUGAGCCCUUUGUCAAUGGAGGAAGAGUGGGACCCCUUUUUGCCUGCCUGAUUGCCACUCAGUUUGAGAAGAUUCGCAAGGGAGACCGACUUUGGUGGGAGAACGAGGGAGUCUUCACUGAGGCCCAAAGGGAGUCACUGAAACAAACGUCACUUGCCCGAAUCAUCUGUGACAACACUGGUAUAACUGAUGUCCCCGAAAGCCCCUUCCAGUACCGGCCUCGAGGGUCAGGUUACACCCAAUGUGCGAACAUCCAGGCUUUUGACCUCGAUGCAUGGAAGGAGGAUGCAUCUAACCAAAAUGGAACCCCAGGAAACAAAGGGCCUCGUGGUAAGAGCGGACCUCCUGGACCCCCUGGACCCGCUGGACCCCCCGGGCCUUCAGGCACCAUGGUUAAUGUUGCCUUCUCUUUGAGACUGGGUAACAACUUCCCCAAAGCCAACGGGCCCAUGAAAUUCUCCGAGGUCAUCUACAAUGGACAAAAAAGCUAUGACAUGAAUACCGGGUUUUUCACGUGUGAGUAUCCAGGUGUUUAUGAGUUUCAGUUCCACGCCACCAUUUACAACCAAGAGGCCACUUUGGAUCUGAUGCGCAAUGAUAAAAGGGUUCUGCACUCAUUCACCACCAGGCAGAGCGGUUACAUCUCAGCAAGUGGCAGCAUAAUCAUUAAGCUUGAGAAGUGGGACAAGGUCUUUCUUGUAGCCAACUUUGCUAACAGCAACAUUAACAACGGUCUGACCGCUGACAGUUCUUUCUCAGGGCAUCUUCUGUUCACUGAGUAGCUAAUUGUUCUUCAGCUGUAGACCAAUGACAUCCUAAAAUGCCUGCAAAGAUGUGGUCCUAUAUGCAGCCCUUAAAUGCUGCUGAUGGAUGAGAUGAUACACCUUUUCAUUUUCUAUUGUGGUUUAACUGCAUUGCUCUGAAAUCCAAGGCAGGACAAGCUUUACAUGUUCAGAUUUUACAUUUCCUGAAGUUCAACUUAAGCAGAGCUGUCCUAAAAGUUAAUUAAAGUAAUUAUAGUUUUUUACUUAAAUGUGUAAAUGUAGAAAAAACUCCAACUCUCAAGCAAUUAAAGCCCGACUGAGCUAAAAGCACAUUGUCUAAAAAAAAGGGUUGCAUUAAUUGAUUAUUGAAUGAAGGAAUAUUUAUAAUGUAAUAAUUCCCGCCCUACUGAAAAACAAUGUGAAAACUUGUGAUAUUUGUUCUUAUUUUCUAACUAAUCAUGUCAUGUUAUAUUUAAAAUGGCUACAACUGAAAAAGCUGUGAUGAUGUAUGUCACUUUAAGAUUAAUGUUAAUAAAGUAAUUAUACUUAUUGAA
Messenger RNA from Eleginops maclovinus (Patagonian blennie), 3302 nucleotides. Its product is annotated as eosinophil peroxidase-like. The coding region runs from base 91 to 2766 and encodes 891 amino acids. NCBI's taxonomy places the organism in Eukaryota, Metazoa, Chordata, Actinopteri, Perciformes, Eleginopidae. The transcript has 15 exons. The record is from RefSeq and is a predicted model, not a curated record. Gene Ontology annotation, biological process: response to oxidative stress. Gene Ontology annotation, molecular function: protein binding; heme binding; peroxidase activity.